AUGCUGCGCUGAGUCUGCCUAGAAGGCUGCCUGUCAUUCCUGAGUGUGAGCCCCUGUGGUCCCUCGGUCCUCUCCCACCAGCACUCCGGAGCAGUGUGUGGCUCACACCUGGUCCCCCAGGCAUUACAGAAAACUUCCCUAACAGGUCUCUACUCUCUGCUUCUCAGCUCGGGCAGGCAUAGGGGGCACUGGAGUGAUCGUCCCAGACUGGCCUGGAGCUGCAACCCUUGGCUGGAGAGAGGAGAGUUUUUGGGCUUGAGCACUAGGGGGUAAAAGCCUCCCAUUUAUCUUACCUCUGGCAGCGGUCAGGAUCCGACAAUCCUCAGUGGUCCCCAGCCCCCACUGCUGCAUCCUCCUCCCCUAACCCCACCUCCCUAACCUCUCCUCCACUAAUCUCCGCCUCCUCGGCUUCCCUUAAGGCCCUCCCUAGCCUCCCCUUCCCAGUCUCUCCCUGUCAAGCUCCGGUCAGGCUCAGGCAAGCUCCGGGACUGUGGCUGAUCAAAGGUUAGAGUGGAAUGAAAGGGGUGGAACUUUUCUGAAAGCGAAAGUAUGGGGUCCGAGUAGAGAGUGGGUCAGGGCGGUCCUGUGGCUGGGAAGUCCCAGCUGUUGGUCCACCAGUUGGGCUGUGCUGGCAGCCACCUCUCUCCUGGACCUGAUCUCAGAAUCCUGCUUGGCUGGCUUGCUUAGGACCUCUGCUGCCUGGGUGCAGUUGUCUGCGUGCCUAUCAGGAAAGGACUCAGCUUGCAGGGAAGGUUUCAAGGCACGGACGCCACAGCCUGCCGGCAGUGGUUGCCCCGGGGCUUUGAAGGACAGAGGAUAGCCUGGUCCUAGGAUCCCAGGCCCCAGAGGGAAGGCCUUAAGAAGCUUCCGGUUUGAGCAGCAGAGAUCCUGCCUUUCCAGCUGAAGGGCUCUCCUGCUGCCAAGAUGCCUUUGCCGCAGACAGAGGCCCCUGGGCCAGAGGUGAAAAGCCCCAGGGAACCUAGGAAGUCACAGACCCUCCCUGUGACCACCUGGAAGUCCAACAGUAUGAAAGAGCAGAGCACGCACCACGGGGGCAGCUUGAGACCCAGCUUGGGCAUGCUGAAGCAGACCCUCUUCCGGACCAGCCUGAGAGCUUCAACCCACAAGCCCAAGGAGGACCCGGGCCUGUUCAGGCGCAGCUCCCGUUUCCUGUUGAGGUCCUUGAGACGGGCCAUAGACGAAGGCUUAACUGCUGGGCAUCCCCAAGGCCCUGCAGUACCAGAGAAGCCCUCCAGAGUCACAGAUGGUGCCAGCAGGCAGGCAGCCACUGGGACAGAGGCUGAGGAUCUGGAACCCCAGGCAGAAAGUAAAUCCGUGGCAGACCUCAUCACUGAGCGGCAGCUAGUGAAGGCCUUUGAACAGUUGCGGUACCUGGAGACGCAGCUGGUAGCCGACAAAACCUCACGUACCUUUACACAGGACCCCACCGCCUAUGCGCGGCGCGCUAUGGACCUUUGUCUACAUUACGACGGAAUGGCUGCGGAGAUCGGAGCCAUUGUGCGCGAGGCGCUGAGUUCCGAAGGCGUGGAUCGAGACGCUCUAGCGGAACUGGCCCAAGUGGUACACUUGGAAGAGGAGGCCCAUCAGACCUCCCAGGCCGAGGGUGAUUUCUUGAGUACUCCCCGCCACUGGCGUCUGCAUUGGGAGGACGCGGUGCGUCUCAGCGCUCAGGAGCGCGUACAGCAGGCAGGCGCUAAAGUCAUCCCCGGGGCUGCGGAGGGAUCAUCCGACCUAGCCCAGCUUCUGGCUGAGCUCGGUGGCGUGGUUCGCCAGGACCUGCAGAAGGUGCGCUUAGAGAUGCAGCCCGCUUACGAAGCCACCGACUUCCCAGUGUGGGAGACCUACUUGCGUGCCUUCCACAGCGCUGUGGCCCAGCGCCUACAGGAGCUGGCGCGAGACGCCCGCGGCUGUGAGCAGCUCUAUGUGCUGUUAGACUGGGCCGCCAAUGUCUAUGGCAGUCCUGACUUCCUGGGCGCCCCAGACUUGGCGCUGCCCACCGAACCGCUGCCCCCACUUCUAGAGCCUGCUCUGUGGGCUCGACUGGAGAGUGACUACACUAGCUUCCUGGAGACCAAGAUCACAAGCUGUUUUGACAGCAUCUUGCAGCUGGAACAGAAUCGCUGGGAAGCCGACGAGGACCGGGAAGUGCUGCAGGGCCUCUACCACGCGCCCCUGUCCAUCGAUGUGCACAUGCUGGUAGCUGAACAUGUGAAGGCAGCUGGCGCUAUCUCCGCGGAGCUGGAGGCCACCACCCUGCAGAUCUGCGCGCGUGCGCUCUGUCUCUUUGUGCCCAGGUUUGAAAAGGCUUUUCUGGCGUCGAAGGCGGUGAGCGAAUGGUACCUGGGUGCCUACAUUAACGCCUGCGUGGAGCUGAGAACCAGUCUUCUGGCCAGGUUCCCAGGAACCAUAAAGGAACUAGAGAAACCCCUGGUGGCUGCCACCAAUAGCUUCCAGAAACAUUUGCUCCAGAUUGUACAGCAAGACAUGCAGCCUCUAUUUAAGGUGCUAUAUACCAAGAGCUGGCUCACACAGGACACACUUCGUCCCCUCAUGGACAAGGUGGUGGACUUUGCACAUCAUCUUGAGCAUGUGACCCCACCACUGGCACAGGAGACACUGCAGGAGGUGCACCGUUUUGUGGUCCGAGAAUACCUGGGGCAGGUGCUAAGGCCCCAUGAGAGGUUCAGUGGCCAGGAUCGACUGAAGGGCUCCAAUAAGAUGAACCUGGAUGCCCAGGCCAUUAGCAACACCUUCCAAGGCUUGGGCUCUGAAGCCAAGUGGCUGGACCAAGCCAUCCUGUCUGUGGCUGAGAUCCUGGGCGAGACAUACAAAGACGACAUCCGGCGGCACCUGGAAACACUUAUACGGAGCUACCCGGACAUCAGGCGAGACCACAUUCUGGCCAUUCUGGCACUACGCAGACUCGGCCGCCGCCGGAACCAGAAUCUCUUGCAACACACCCAAGACUUGCUGAGGGCCGCCCACGAGUCCAGGCUCCCCUCACACCACGUGCUCUUCGAGGAGAUCGAAGUGCCCACCUCUGUGGACGUGCUAAUCACCUGCAUCUAGGGCUGAAGGGCAAGCAGGAGCCUCGUUGGCCGAGGAUCUGUCACCCUCCCCAUGACUGACCCCAAGUUGGGAGCCCAGUGAGUCACUCUGGCCCUACCCCUAGCACUGAAGCCUGGGGCCUUGGAAUUUUUGGUCUCAGCUGCCUGGCUGCUCAGCCAGAGGAGCCAGGAGAUGAGGCAUUCCGGGCAUUUGUGGGGGAGUCUUUUGGGGCUGUGGAGUCUCCUUUCAGGACUUCAGGCCUGGGAAGGCUUCCCUUUCUAACUGCUCAGCACAUCCACACUGUAGUGUGAAGCUGAGGAUUCUAAAAAUAAAUGUGAAUUAAAAUAGUGUACAAGGUUGGGCAAGCUAAGCUGGUUGGGAGAGGUGAUGCUGGAUCGAAUGUAUGGGAGGACCGAGCCAGUCCUGAGCUGGAAAAGUCCCUGCCUGCCGCAGCAGAUUGAAAUAGGAGCCUUGGCUCCCCCUUCAGAGGUUGUGCUCCCAGCACCCACAGGGCAGUAAACAACCUUGUUCACCUCCAGUUCCAGGGGACCAAAAGCCCUCUCUGGCCUCUGUGAGUGUGAGCUUGUGCUGAACACAGACAUGCAGGCAGGCAAGACACCUGUGCAUAAAGGAAAACUAAAUACAUUUAAAAAGCAACAACAAAGCAAAGGCAGACCCCACACCCUGGGUCCCUAGCUUCAGAUACCAUGUUGGUCUUGCCCAGAAGGGGUAGACAGCCCCUCAGCCUCUCGCUAGGCACCUGAGCCCUCGUGAGCACCGGUUCUGCAGCUUGCAGUAUUCUAGUUUCAUGUAGGAGGGACUCUCAAGCAAUAAAACUUGCCAGGUCA
Mus caroli (Ryukyu mouse) is the source of this 3917-nucleotide messenger RNA. Lineage: Eukaryota; Metazoa; Chordata; Mammalia; Rodentia; Muridae. The record is from RefSeq and is a predicted model, not a curated record.